Molecule: messenger RNA, 1427 nt
Organism: Benincasa hispida (wax gourd)
Lineage: Eukaryota; Viridiplantae; Streptophyta; Magnoliopsida; Cucurbitales; Cucurbitaceae
Product: transcription repressor MYB6
Source: RefSeq, a predicted model, not a curated record
UCUACCUAUUGUGGCAAAAUUUCAAUUUCUUUAUGUAUUAAAUUAUAAAGUUGGGAUCUUUUUCCAAAACCCCCUUUUGAAAUCCUAUGUGUGUGUGACCCCUUCCUUCCAUGCAUUCUCUUCUCCUCCAGCUACUACUCUCUCUCUUUUUCUCUUAUAUUUAUAUAUAUAUAUAAACCUAACCAUUAUCAUGUUGGUACCAAUCACCAACAAAUUAAAUAGCUGAAAAACCUCAAAAGAAAAAGAAAAGAUCAAGAUGGGAAGAGCUCCUUGUUGUGACAAAGCUAAUGUCAAAAAAGGUCCUUGGUCUCCCGAGGAAGAUGCCAAACUCAAAGCUUAUAUUGAGCAAUAUGGCACCGGCGGUAACUGGAUUGCCUUGCCUCAAAAAAUAGGUCUUAAGCGAUGUGGGAAAAGUUGCCGGCUGAGAUGGCUGAAUUAUCUCCGCCCCAACAUCAAACAUGGAGGCUUCUCCGAGGAAGAAGAUAACAUCAUUUGUAGCCUCUAUAUAAGCAUAGGAAGCAGAUGGUCAAUAAUUGCAGCUCAGUUACCGGGAAGAACUGAUAACGACAUAAAAAACUAUUGGAACACAAGAUUAAAGAAAAAGCUUCUGGGAAAGCAGCAACAAGCUCUAGCAGCUCGUCGAAUUAUUCAACCCCUCAAAAAGGAUGAUUUUGAUAAAAACUUCAACAAUAAUAUCAUUCUUCAUCCUGCAGCUUCAGUCUCGUCCAUGAAUCUCAAUAAUUAUGAAGCCCCAUAUGUUCCGACUCCCAACACAAGCAGCCAAGAUCAUCAAGUUAGAGACUUGAUCUUGAAAAUGGGUGGAAAGUUUUUUUGUUCUGAUCAUCAUCAUCAUCAUCCUCAAUCAUUUCAAUUCAACAACCCAUUAAUGGAUAAUCAAAAUCCAUUAAUGUUUCAAAGUUCAAAUUUUGAUGAGUUCAACAUGCAAUUUGGAGUGAGCAAUGAUGCAAUAUUCCAUGGAGCUGAUCAAAAUACAAAUAGUAGUGGUGAAUUUGGAGAUCCAAUAAUGUUGGAGAAUUUUGAAAAUGGGUUAGUGGAGGAUUUUAAUUAUGGGAUUAUGGCAAGUAGUAGUAAUUCUGGAGAAAGCAGUAGUUUGGGUGAAAUCAGCUCUUUGGGUUUUAAUUAUUCAGAUUUUGAAGCUUCCCAACAUCAUAAUCAUCAUGUUAUUGCUCCUGCUUUUGCUCAUCACUCUACACAUUAUUCCCUCCAAUGACAAAAACAACCUAAGCCUCUUCACUACAAAAAGGGUUUGUAAAUUUGUAUUGGGUUUUCUUUUCCCCUUAAUCCAAUCUCAUUCAAUGCUCCAUCUUUAACUUCAUAUAUCUCUCUCUAUUAUUUAUUUAUUUUCCCCCUAAUUUGAGUUUGUUCCUCUAGAACUUCUAAUUCUUCUUAUUUUCUAUCUUAAUCUU